Labrus mixtus (cuckoo wrasse) is the source of this 1904-nucleotide messenger RNA. It is a transcript of the gene mlpha, whose product is annotated as melanophilin a. Gene Ontology annotation, biological process: intracellular protein transport. Gene Ontology annotation, cellular component: cortical actin cytoskeleton. The record is from RefSeq and is a predicted model, not a curated record. The transcript is spliced from 15 exons. The coding region runs from base 107 to 1816 and encodes 569 amino acids. Lineage: Eukaryota; Metazoa; Chordata; Actinopteri; Labriformes; Labridae. Gene Ontology annotation, molecular function: myosin binding; actin binding; small GTPase binding.
GUGUCUCUGUCUCUGUGUGUGUGUCUCUGUGUGUGUGUGUGCGUGUGUGUUGUUGUCAUGAGGAUGGUGUUCAUGUGAUCAGCUGAUUCUGUUUAAACUCGAUCAGAUGUUUCUUCAGUCUGAACUCGACACUCGAGCAAUGGAGCGUAAACUGGAUCUGACUCGUCUGACGGAUGAAGAGGCCAAACACGUGUGGGAGGUGAUUCAACGAGACUUUAACCUCCGCAAGAAAGAAGAGGACCGACUCGGCGAGCUGAAGACUCGUAUUGAAAAGGAGGACUCGAAGCGGGAGCUGCUUGGCGCUCAGACUCCGCUGUCAGAGUCUCACUGUAUCCGCUGCCUGCAGCCCUUCAAGUUCCUGCUGAACAGCAAACGUCAGUGUUUGGACUGUCACAUGUUCACCUGUAAGGCCUGCAGCCGCUACAACAAGAAGGAGCACGGCUGGGUUUGUGACAACUGUCGCAUGACCAGGGUGCUAAAGAUCGGCACAGUGGGCUGGUACCAUGACAACAUCAGGAACCGCUUCAAACGCUUCGGCAGCGCGAAAGUGAUGAGGUCACUAUACAAGAGGCUGAACGGAGACGGUGGGAGAGAUGACGACACUCAGAGCAUGCCGGACGUUCGCACCUACAUGAACAACGGUACAGAGGACGAGCGUGCAGAGGAUGAGGCUCAGCGCUACAAAGUGAUGAGGAAGAGUAAACGUCUGUUGUCAGUUCAUCCUCUCGACUUUGACCCCGAAGAUUACUUCCCUUACUCACGCCGACCAUCUGUACAGCAGAUGCAGGACGAGCGUGGCUACAGGAACGACAUGGACGACUCAUAUAACCACCGAGUCAACCGCAGGAAGAGUGUGGAUAGAUACAACAUGAGACCUGAGGACGUUGGGGACAGCAGGAUGGUGCGUACUCGCUCUCUCUCUAAGAUCAGCUCCUCGGUUGCUAGGCAACAGUACGUUGACACCUCAGAUGAGGACGAUUACCCUCGACAGCCCCCCCACCGGCGCAGGAACAGCAGAACGUCAUCACAGGAGAACCUGGGACAGGGUCAGCCUAUGAACGAGCUGAACAAACGAAUGUUCGCCAUCGAGAGUCUGCUGAGUCGUCUGGAAGAGAAGAUGACGCCUGCAGACGAGACAUCGGCUCACACUGAGGAGGAGAAGCUGAGGAGGAAGCUGAGCGAGCUGGCGGGGAACCUGAGCGAUAAAGGGGGGCUGUCGUCGGACGACGAGGCCAACAGGAAGCUUUCCUUUCUGGGCAGAGGUCGGGCCGGAGUUAAGGGGGGCCCGGGGGUCUCUGUGAAGGACAAAGGACUGAGCUCAUCCAGCGACGAGGCGCCCACCGAGGCUCAGAAGAGAUCGACGGCCGCCGCCCUCUGUGACCUCACCACCGAGGUCCUGAGGACCAUAAACGCCACAGAGAAUGCCAUGGUGGAGUUCGGCCACUCAGAUCCCCCACACAGACCCUCGUUAGCCAGCUCUGACGUAAAGCAGGCAGAUGAUGCGUUCAGGGAACUUGAGGAAAAUGUGUACGUUGCGGCAGGUCAGUCAUUCGAGAUCGAGUCGAAGUUGCGGCGGUUGGAACAGAGCGCCAAGAAUCAUUUUGGAGGGGCAACAGACUCAGAGCUGUCGGAGCUGGAGGACGUGGUGGCCCUUACUGCCGCCAGGGUCCAGAGUGCCGAGAGCGAGGUGUCUGACAUUGAAACUAAGAUCGCUGCUCUGAACGCUGUCGGCUCCAAGAAAAAAGUUUCAGGAUCUCACCAGAAGAAGAAGUCUUCUCAGGCCGCGUCCAGUAAGAAUCCUGUUCUCGUCUCUUGAUUGAUCAACGUCCUCGCCAUGUUUUCAUUGUGUUGUUGUUUUCAUCUUGUUGUUGUUUUCAUCGUGUUGUUGUUUUCAUCGUGUUGUU